CAACGCGGAAGUGAAAUACAUAACGAUGUCUUACGGACAUAGGUCUUUGGAGUAUUUGAAAACACUGGCUGAGGAAGAAACUCCUCCUUUUUGGCGGAACAUCAAUUUAGGUUUAAAGCCAAAAAUAUUAGUCGAUGUUGAUAGAGUAACGAAAGCAGCGAUAGAAAGACUGGUUAAAGAUACAUGGGACCCUCAUCUUGUUGGGAAAGGGGCGGACGCAGGGGGACUAACCCAUUCCAAUCUGGUAGUGGUCCAGGUACAGCGAAUUGAGAACCCCCGACUUUUCACCGCUUACAAUGAUGAAAGAAAACGGUUGCUGAAUAAAUUGAUUAUCAUGGGUUACACAAGUGCUAGGCCGAUUGAAAAUAUACCCAAAUCAAGCGGUGAGGUAGCAACCACAGAAUAUUUAGAUGAAAUAUUGAAGAAAGAUUUGUUUCCUGAAAUAAACGAGCACUAUCUACUUCAUGGUACCAAGUUUUUUAGAAUUGGAAGUAUCAUUACACAAGGACUAGAUCCUAAGUAUACUGACUCAAGAGCUAUGUUUGGGAAAGGCGUCUACACCGCUGAAAAAUCAACCAAAGCCGACCAGUAUGCAGACGAACCAGAGAAGCGACGCCCACACAAAUGGCGAAACAAGCUCAUCCUGUCUCGUAUGCUACUGGGCAAUGUCUUUUUGUGUAGCGAAAAUCACAAGACUUUAAAAGACAAAGACGGACCAAAGUUGUCCGGACCUCCGUGCAUCGAGUGUUUGGAAGACAGGUGCAUCUGUAGGUCAACACAGCCUCGUUUUGACUCCGUCAUGGGAGACCGAAGCUGGAGGUUUAGAGAGUUUGUUGUAUACAACAAGAACCAAAUUUACCCUGAAUAUGUAAUCACGUACAAAAGAGCAUAAGUUCAAAGCUAAUUAUCUAAACUAUAAAGUCAGGAAAGAAGUUAUUUUGUUCGUUAAGGUUAAAACAAAAUUUUCAUAUGUAUUAGUUAUUAGACAAUGCAAAUAUAAAUACAGGCUAACCAUUUGAAAAAAAAGCUCAAACCUUUGAUGCAGGAGAAAAAAAUAUUUAAACUUGGAAAAUGAAGUAGAAAUAAAAAGUACAACAACCGUAAAUAGUUUUAUUUAUUAAAUCUAACUGCUAACAUUUUUUAUUUUUAUUUAAUACUACUUGUAUCAGUCUAUUUACACCUUCUGAUUU
Physella acuta is the source of this 1190-nucleotide messenger RNA. RefSeq names its product poly [ADP-ribose] polymerase tankyrase-like. Lineage: Eukaryota; Metazoa; Mollusca; Gastropoda; Physidae. Gene Ontology annotation, molecular function: NAD+ poly-ADP-ribosyltransferase activity. Gene Ontology annotation, cellular component: nucleus. The record is from RefSeq and is a predicted model, not a curated record.